This is a messenger RNA of Lasiosphaeria miniovina, 921 nucleotides long. RefSeq names its product Phosphoenolpyruvate/pyruvate domain-containing protein. Gene Ontology annotation, molecular function: catalytic activity. The record is from RefSeq and is a predicted model, not a curated record. Bases 1 to 921 code for a protein of 306 amino acids. The transcript is spliced from 4 exons. NCBI's taxonomy places the organism in Eukaryota, Fungi, Ascomycota, Sordariomycetes, Sordariales, Lasiosphaeriaceae.
AUGGUCAACAAAGCUGGCGCCAAGCUCCGGGCCCAGCUCGCCGACCCGGACAGAAUAAUCGUCUGCCCGGGCGUGCAAGACGGCCUCUCGGCCCGUGUGUGUCUGCAGCAGGGCUUCGAGAACCUGUACAUGACAGGCGCAGGGACUGCCGUAAGCCUGCUGGGCAUGCCCGACCUGGGCCUCACCACGGCCGACGACAUGGUGCGCAACGCCGCCAUUAUAGCCGGCCUAGACCGGACCGUGCCCGUCAUUGCCGACGCUGACACGGGCUUUGGCGGCCCGGUAAUGGUUGCGCGCUCAGUCGAGCGGUAUAUCCUCGCCGGCGUCGCCGGGCUCCACAUCGAGGACCAGGUGACGACGAAGCGGUGCGGGCACCUGCAGGGCAAGGAGCUGGUCGACGCCGACGUGUUCGCGUCACGCAUCCGCGCCACGGUCGCCGCGCGCAAGCGCCUUGACGACGACAUCGUCAUUAUCGCCCGGACCGACGCGCUGCAGAGCCGCGGGCUCGACGAGGCGCUGGCGCGGCUGCGGGCCGCCGUGGCCGCGGGCGCCGACGUGGUGUUCCUCGAGGGCAUGACGACGGCCGACGAGAUGGAGCAGGUUGUUCAGAGAAUGGUUCCAACCCCUUGCCUCCUGAACAUGGUUGCAGGAGGCGUGACGCCGCUCGUCGACGCGCAAGAGGCCAAGAGGAUGGGGUACAAGAUCGUCAUUUGGCCGCUAUUCGCCUUGACGUCGACCUAUUUGGCUCUCCAAAAGACCGCCCAAGAGUUGAAGAGCACGGGCGCUAUCAAGGACCGGCUCGGCCCCGAUGGCAAGACGGUCGCUGGCGGUGUCCGCGAAAUCUUUCAGCUCUGCGGCCUGAGCGAGUGCGCCGAAUUUGACAAGGAGAUGAGCGGCAAGGCCUUUACAGAUGGCGUGUGA